UGGUUUAAUAGUUCCAGAGUUUUCAAUGCUAUGAUUUCUUUGGAGACAACGAAGGAUCAGUAAUGACACAAAAAAUUCCUGUGUUUUUAUGCUCUAUGUAUCUCUCUUGUCGCCUCCCUGCUGGUGCGGAUAACGACGAUCAAUCAACUGUCUCGCAAUAUUCUCAAUCACGUGUUGGGAGUGGCUUUGUUGAAACUCGCACUGUCAUGGCUGAUCUUUUGCUUGCAAUUUGCAAACUUGGAGGCUCACUUUCUGGGCAAACGACCGAUAACUUCUUUGAUUUGAUUCAUGGUUGCAGUACAUGUCUCGGAUUCUGAAAUGAUUCCCUCCAUUCAAUCAUCUAUCUCUGUAUUGGUAAAAUAACUAGUUGCUUGUUAUGAUGUUAAGUACCCCGAAUUUAGAUGCUGUUUGACACUCAGCUCCAAAUUUGUUGAAGAAAGAGCAUUAACCAGACAUGAAAUUUGCAUUUCGUGAGAAUUUAAAAUCCUAAGUGAUUGAGCAAUUGAUGAGCGUGUGGAAAUGAGAAAUUGCUAUAUGUAGAUCCACAUAGAGAGAUAGGGAAUACGAGGGAGAAGAAGGAGUAAAGAGAAGGAUUUUCAACAAUGAUGAUCGAUGGAGACGAGUGGAAAAGUUUACAGAGAAGUUUGUCGUGCAGCUGAGAUAUGAGAGAGAAGGUAAUAAUUGCCCCCAAAUUUUUUAAAAAAAAAGGUUUAGUAGUCACGUUCUUCUAUCAACAGCUACCCCACUCGUCGAGAUCGUCCUCUGCAAAACCAUUUCCUAAACCCUAAACCUAACCGGAGAAUGGAAUCCAUCGGUGUUCUAAUGCCCCACCCAACUUUCCCUUACUUAGAGGAACAGCUCGACAGGCGGUUCAAGCUAUUCCGCCUCUGGAACAAUCCGAAUAAGAUCCAGUUCAGCAACGACAAUGCUAUUGCCAACUCCAUACGCGCCGUCGUUGUGAACUCCGUCGACGGUGCCGAUGCCGAUCUGAUCGGCGCGUUUCCGAAUCUUGAGAUCGUGUCUUGCUAUGGUGUAGGGGUCGAUAAGAUCGACAGGAGCAAGUGCGCCGAGAAGGGCAUUCGGGUCACCAACACUCCGGAUGUGAUAACCGAUGAGGCGGCAGAUUUGGCCGUUGGGUUGAUUUUGGCUCUCUUGAGGAGGCUGUGUGUGUGUGAUCAGUAUGUCAGAAGCGGAAAAUGGAAGCGAGGCGACUUCAACCUCACCAGUAAGUUCUCUGGUAAAACAGUGGGCGUUGUUGGAUUGGGAAGGAUUGGCAAGGCAGUUGCAAAGAGGGCUGAAGCAUUUGACUGUAAAAUAUGCUACCAUUCAAGAACUGUAAAACCAGAGUCCAAAUACAGAUACUAUCCAAGCCUUGUGGAGUUAGCAUCCAACUGUGACAUCCUCGUCGUGGCGUGCUCGCUUACGAAGGAAACCGAACACAUCAUCAAUGGUGAAGUGAUGAAUGCGCUUGGUCCCAAGGGUGUUUUGAUCAAUGUUGGAAGAGGGAAGCAUGUUGAUGAAGCAGAGCUGGUAUGUGCACUGCUUGAAGGUCGCUUGGGUGGAGCUGCACUUGAUGUGUUUCAAGAUGAGCCUAAUGUUCCUGAGAAGCUGUUUGAGUUAGAAAAUGUUGUUCUUACACCUCAUAUAGGAAGUGCCACUAUGGAAACGCGCACUGCUAUGGCUGAUCUUGUCAUUGGAAAUUUGGAGGCUCACUUUCUGGACAAACCUCUUUUAACUCCAUUCUUUGUCGAGGUUUUUGGAUGUUGUUCCUGCCUGCCUGCCGUGUAUCCUAUUUGCUUGAACUUCACAUUCUUGGGUCUAAGCUAUGUAGUAGGAAUUAGGGGUAAAGAUCUGAGAAGACUAAUCCACCACUGCGGGAAACUUCAACCAUUAUGGAUACUGGAUUGCAUUGGAGACAAAGGACUAGGUGUUGUAGCUGCUACCUGCGAAGAUUUGCGAGAAUUGAGAGUUUUUCCAAGUGAACCCUUUAGGGUUGGGUCUGGAUUUGUGACGGAAAACGGACUUGUUAUAUACUUAUAUACAUCAAUGGGUUAUUGCUCAAAGCUUCAUUCACUGCUUUACUUCUACCAACAGACAACUAAUGCCGCCCUCACAACCGUCAAAGUGGAGAUUGAAGAAGUAGGGAGGGGGAAAAAGGGGAAAUGCCCCUCCCCCAACCAUAUUCGAGUUCCUCGUCCUUACAUCAUCACAAUUCACACAGCACGGCUACUCUACUCUCCAAUGGAAUCCAUUGGGGUGCUUAUGACCUGUCCAAUGCUCAGUUACCUCGAAGAAGAACUCGAAAGGCGCUUCAAGCUCUUCAAACUCUGGAACUAUCCCUCAUUCCCUUAUUUUGCACUGUCAAACUCAACUUCAAUUCGUGCAGUCGUCGGAGAUACUAAAAUCGGUGCCGACGCCCAGAUGAUCGAUUCGUUACCAAAUUUGGAGAUUGUCUCCACUUACAGUGUGGGUUUGGACAAGAUUGACUUGGCAAAAUGCAAGGAAAGAGGCAUUAGGGUCACCAACACGCCCGAUGUGUUGACGGACGACGUUGCGGAUCUUGCCAUUGGAUUGGCUUUGGCGGUAUUGAGACGGAUUUGUGAGGGUGAUCGGUUCGUGAAGAAUGGCUUGUGGAAGAAAGAUGAUUUCGAACUUGGUGUAAAGUUCAGUGGUAAAGCAGUUGGAAUUAUUGGUUUGGGAAGGAUUGGUUCAGCAAUAGCAAAGAGAGCUGCAGCUUUUGGGUGCCCAGUCAGUUACCAUUCAAGAACUGAAAAACCAGACACAGGAUAUAAGUACUACUCUAAUAUCUUAGACUUGGCAGCCAAUUCUGAAAUCCUUAUUGUCGCCUGUGCUCUUACCAAAGAGACCCAUCACAUUGUUAAUUGCCAAGUUAUUGGUGCAUUGGGAUCGAAAGGCAUACUCAUCAAUAUUGGGCGAGGGAAACACGUUGAUGAACCUGAGCUUGUGCGUGCACUGACUGAAGGAAGACUGGCUGGGGCAGGGCUUGAUGUGUUUGAAGAUGAACCAGAAGUGCCUGAGCAGUUAUUUGGCCUUGAAAAUGUUGUGCUCUUGCCUCAUGUUGGGACCGACACCAUCGAAACUUGCAAGGCAAUGGCAGACCUAGUGAUCCAAAACUUAGAGGCACAUUUCCUUGACAAGCCACUUCUGAGUCCUGUUAUUUGAUUAAGGUCUGUGACUCUAAUCUCUAAAAUUUGAUAUAUGUUUCCCUUUCCAACACUUAAUCAUACUGGAAAUCAGUUAUGACUAGUGUUUCUGGAGAUUGGCAUAUAUCACUCUUAAAAGUCAAGAACUUUGAUAGAACAUGGAUGUAGGCAAAAUUUAUGUUUAGGUUCCUGACUGAGUUUGAGCAGUCAGGUUCACCUGCAUCAGUACGAUGAAUUGAUAUUUUUCACAGCUUAGCACUAAAGUAUUGAAGAAUUUGAUUGCUGAUAUAUGUUUUUUUUUUAAAAAAAAACCUUUAUUAUUCGCUGCAUAUUUCCAUUAUGGUAUACUGACUUCGCACCCAUUUGAAGCAUGUUUGUCAAUGAAUAUAUUCUGAAGGAUUUCUCUGUGUA
Messenger RNA from Prosopis cineraria, 3575 nucleotides. RefSeq lists its product as uncharacterized. The transcript is spliced from 7 exons. The record is from RefSeq and is a predicted model, not a curated record. Bases 802 to 3183 code for a protein of 793 amino acids. Gene Ontology annotation, cellular component: cytosol. Gene Ontology annotation, molecular function: hydroxypyruvate reductase [NAD(P)H] activity; NAD binding; glyoxylate reductase (NADPH) activity. NCBI's taxonomy places the organism in Eukaryota, Viridiplantae, Streptophyta, Magnoliopsida, Fabales, Fabaceae.